Messenger RNA from Rhipicephalus sanguineus (brown dog tick), 794 nucleotides. RefSeq names its product PC-esterase domain-containing protein 1A-like. The transcript has 5 exons. Lineage: Eukaryota; Metazoa; Arthropoda; Arachnida; Ixodida; Ixodidae. Bases 1 to 768 code for a protein of 255 amino acids. The record is from RefSeq and is a predicted model, not a curated record.
AUGCCUCUGAUAUUUGAGAGCGCGGAAGUGCGCAACUUGCUCAGCAGCAAGCGAGUUGUGCUCAUGGGAUGCUCAAACGUAAGGGCCAUCUACAAAGACCUCAUCUGUGUCCACCAGAACAACGAGCUCAUAUCAAACGAGAAGCUGAAACAGAAGAUGGAAGACAGUUCAUACGGAGACAACCUUGUAGGUCACGGAAAGAAGCACAAUGGCCGUGACUACAGGGAGGAAAGGCUUUACAGGAAGUACAGGACGUCCAUCUCCUUCUAUUUCCUCACGAGGAUAUACGGCGAGUACGUUAAACGUAUCCUGGCAGACAUGACCAUUGGCUAUGCGCCUGACGUCAUCAUCGUCUCAUCGUGUCUCUGGGAUAUCACACGCUGGGGUCCAAACGGUGUUGAGGAGUACAAGGAGAACCUGAACAGGUUCUUCAGGGAUCUGAACAGGAAACUACCCUCUACGUCACUAGUCAUCUGGCUGACAGCAGCCCCCUUGGCUCAAGAUGUCCGCGGCGGAUUCCUCAUUCCGCAGCUGGACUUCCUCAAGUACUCCCUCCGAUUCCACGUUCUCGAGGCAAACACCUUCUGCAGGGAGACGGCUGACAAGUAUGGCAUCGACGUCGUCGACAUCCACUACCACCUGCGUAUGUUCCUCGAAUAUCGGGCAGAAGACGGCAUCCACUGGCUUCCGGAGGCUGUGCGGCUCUGCACCAAUCUCGUCCUCACUCACAUUGCCCUCUCGUGGGGUUUCAAAGAGCCAUCUUGGUAAGACACUCUAAAAAGUGAUGCUUCGCC